AGCUUCCGGCCGGAUCUGAUCACUCGAGCUCUGGACCAACGGUUCAGUUGAGCGCUGCUACUACCGAGCUUGCCGGGGUUUGGUCCCGCCAGCCAUUGAGUAGCUGGGUUGCCGGUGGUUGUUGGAUUAGGUUCCGACGGUAUCAUGUUCCUCCCAACCCCUUGUGAAUGUGACGGUUUCACUUUCACACGAUAUGGGAAGAAGAUAUGAAGAUCAAUGGUGCUGGAAGAUACAAUCGAUUCUCCCACUAAUUUCAAUGAUGCGAAUUAAGGGAAUCACCGCUCCUUAUCCGCCUCCCUCUUUCUAUCUGUUGCCGAAACUAGAAAGACGACAUACACACACACUUAAUAUACCAACCAGUUUCUUUCAUGUUGAUCCUCAUCCUAGAAACCUUGCAAUUGGCUCGGAUGAAUCUUGA
Messenger RNA from Lactuca virosa, 418 nucleotides. NCBI's taxonomy places the organism in Eukaryota, Viridiplantae, Streptophyta, Magnoliopsida, Asterales, Asteraceae. The record is from the annotation of a GenBank genome assembly.